AUGAAGGUGAAUAACAAUGCAAUACAUGAAAUGAUCUCUACUGAGAUCAAAGUCGAGGUAGAAACAAAAGAUGAUGAGGUGAAAAUAAAUGAACUCAUUUCGGUUCUUUCUUCUAGCGAAAAAAACAGGUAUAUAUCCAAAGUUAAAAAAUUGACAUUGGAGGUUAAUUACGAGACAUUUCCCGAUAGUGGACUAUACGACGAUGUCAUUGGCGAAGAAUGGUGGGAUAACUCGUGCAACACUCUGAUUAAACUGUUGAUCGAAAAUAAUUACCUGAAUUUAGAAUGCUUCACUCUCUACUGUUUUGAAAUUGGGAGGAUUGACCUUUCGGAAUUAAUUUCUACUAACAGUAAAACACUUAAAGAAGUUCAGGUAUUCACAGUGGGCGAGAAGAUCACGGAUCGACACAUAAACAUGUUUAGCAAUCACUGUAAUAACUUGGAAUUUUUCUCUAUGACUGUUCAUCCGCUUUGUUGCAUUGGGGUUGUUAAUGGGUGCAUUACAGACAAGGCAGUAAUAAGACUCGUUUCCACAAAUCCAAGGAUAAAAUAUCUGGAUCUUGGCUCAUGUGAAAAGUUAACCAAUAUAUCUCUAGAGUGUAUCACUUUGUUUUGUGAACAUAUCCGAGAAAUAGACUGUUUUAGUGCUAGCAGUAUAACGGAUGCUGGCCUUCGCAUACUUUUUGAAAAGGCAGGAAAGGAAUUGCAAGAAAUUUCAUUGAAUGGGACCCAAAUUACCAAAAAUGCACUAAAUCUCUUCCCUAGUAGUGCGCAAUUAAAACGAGUCUCGUUAGAGGGUUGUAGUCAUAUUUCACCCCAAGAUAUAAACGCCGUUAAAAGUCUUAUGCCAAAGACUAACUUCAUUUACUAG
Rhizophagus irregularis DAOM 181602=DAOM 197198 is the source of this 870-nucleotide messenger RNA. Lineage: Eukaryota; Fungi; Glomeromycota; Glomeromycetes; Glomerales; Glomeraceae. The record is from RefSeq and is a predicted model, not a curated record.